Thlaspi arvense is the source of this 1763-nucleotide messenger RNA. The record is from the annotation of a GenBank genome assembly. NCBI's taxonomy places the organism in Eukaryota, Viridiplantae, Streptophyta, Magnoliopsida, Brassicales, Brassicaceae.
CGCGCACGUUAAAUCACACGUACUCGUAUCCAUGCUAAGAUACGCAGAUAUUUCUUAUCCUCCACCUCUUGGCGGAAUAUAUCUUUUAAGCCUUUUUGUUUAUGCCAGUUUUUAAGCUAUUAAACCCAUUUGAUCUCCACUUUUAAAAGCAGAGAUAUUCCCAUUUCCAGAAAGAAAUUUCACAAAUCAAAGCCCGUGCUUUCACUUUCCGACUGCAAAUUCUCGUCCUUUUUUUCUGCUGAAUUCGAUCUGGGCUUUCGUGUCUCUGUGUUGUAUUGAUUGAGUUCAUAACAAAAAAGGGUAUUUUUCUUCAAUGGCUGCGAGCGAUGAAGUUAAUCUUAUUGAGAGCAGGACAGUGGUUCCUCUCAAUACAUGGGUUCUAAUCUCCAACUUCAAACUAGCCUACAAUCUCCUGCGCCGACCCGAUGGAACCUUUAACCGACACUUAGCCGAGUUUCUAGACCGUAAAGUCACUGCAAACGCCAAUCCGGUCGACGGGGUUUUCUCAUUCGACGUCAUUAUCGACCGAAGGAUCAAUCUUCUGAGCAGAGUCUAUAGACCAGCUUAUGCAGAUCAAGAGCAACCUCCUAGUGUUUUAGACCUCGAGAAGCCCGUUGAUGGCGAGAUUGUCCCUGUUAUACUGUUCUUCCAUGGAGGUAGCUUUGCUCAUUCUUCAGCAAACAGCGCGAUUUACGACACUCUCUGUCGCAGGCUUGUCGGUAUAUGCAACUGUGUUGUUGUCUCUGUGAAUUACCGUCGUGCACCUGAGAAUCCUUACCCUUGUGCUUAUGAUGAUGGUUGGAUUGCUCUCAACUGGGUUAACUCGAGGUCUUGGCUUAAAUCCAAGAAAGACUCAAAGGUUCAUAUUUUCUUGGCGGGAGAUAGCUCGGGAGGUAACAUCGUGCAUAACGUGGCUUUAAAAGCGGGUGAAUCGGGAAUCGGCGUUUUGGGAAAUAUUCUGCUUAAUCCUAUGUUUGGAGGGAACGAGAGGACUGAAUCUGAGAAACGUUUGGAUGGGAAGUACUUUGUGACGGUUAGAGACCGUGAUUGGUAUUGGAAAGCGUUUUUACCGGAAGGUGAAGAUAGAGAGCAUCCUGCGUGUAAUCCGUUUAGCUCGAGAGGGAAAAGCUUACGAGGAUUGAGUUUUCCGAAGUCUCUUGUGGUUGUGGCGGGUUUGGAUCUGAUUCAAGAUUGGCAAUUGGCUUACGCAGAAGGACUCAAGAAAGCUGGUCAAGAGGUUAAGCUUAUGCACUUAGAGAAAGCUACUGUUGGGUUUUACCUCUUGCCUAAUAACAGUCACUUCCAUAAUGUCAUGGAUGAGAUUUCCGCGUUUGUAAACGCGGAAAGUUCCGGUUAGUUUAAGAAAAGGAAAGAGGUCAUUUUAACAGAGCCAAGAUAUCUUUCAACUAACAAACAGGCGAAUGUAUUGCCUGUGGAUUCCCUCGUGGCGUUUUGCGGCAGCGUUUGUGACCGUUUAAACGCUGGUUUCUGAAAGGCUUAAAGCCAGUAGAAGAACAGCGAAGCGCGUUCAGAAGACUUUGAAAAGAAACAAAAUGGCAAAGUAGAGUAGUAAUAUCUUUUUUAUAUUUUACUUUGUAAUGUUUGGCUUGUAGCUUUUGGCCUUUACUUAACUAAAAGCUGAUUUUUCAGCAUGGGAGGUGAUAAUUAAAUAAAUUAUAUGUAUAUACUUCAAGAAUGAAUUUUUGUCUAUACAUAUUUGUAGUGAUUUUGAUAGUGUAAGGUUUGUAUUUUGCUUAAUCGAC